AUUACUUACCACUUUUGCUUCUUUCAAGCUCUCGCUCUCUUAUAUUCAUUCCUCUUCCCUUUCCUCUUCUUUAUCAAAGAUAUUGGUUUGAAUCUUUCAUUUAAAUAAAGAGUUCUUAAAUGGCAACAUAUGCUAGAAGAACGUACGGAUUCGGGAGAACUGAUGAGGCGACUCACCCGGACUCCAUCAGAGCCACUUUGGCCGAGUUUCUGUCCACUUUCGUCUUUGUAUUUGCCGGAGAAGGGUCCAUCCUCUCUCUAGACACGUUGUAUUGGGACACUGCGGCUCACACGGGGAUAGACACGCCGGGAGGGCUACUUUUAGUGGCGUUAGCUCAUGCAUUAGCCCUGUUUGCGGCAGUUUCUGCGGCCAUCAAUGUCUCCGGUGGUCACGUGAACCCUGCGGUUACUUUUGCUGCUCUAGUUGGAGGCAGGCUCUCGGUAAUCCGAGCUAUAUACUAUUGGGUUGCUCAGCUUCUUGGUGCUAUCCUCGCUUGUCUCUUGUUGAGGCUUUCCACUAAUGGCAAGAGACCAAUAGGUUUCCACGUAGCGUCUGGAGUCAGUGAGCUUCAUGGGCUAUUGAUGGAGAUCAUACUUACAUUUGCAUUGGUUUAUGUCUUCUACUCAACUGUAAUCGAUCCCAAGAGAGGGAGUAUUGGGAUCAUAGCCCCCCUAGCCAUCGGACUCAUAGUUGGGGCAAACAUGUUAGUAGGAGGACCAUUCGACGGAGCAUCAAUGAAUCCGGCUAGAGCGUUUGGUCCAUCAUUAGUGGGAUGGAGAUGGGAUAACCAUUGGAUAUAUUGGGUUGGGCCCUUCAUUGGAGGUGCACUCGCUGCACUUAUAUACGAGUACAUGAUCAUCCCCAACGUGAAUGAACCUCCUCGCCACAGUGUCCACCAACCAUUAGCCCCAGAAGAUUACUAGACCGAACCAAGCUCCAUGUUGAAGGUUCUCUCUUUGUAUCAAUAAUCUCUGUUUUGCUUGUGUUGUUGUUUGUCUAUUUGUUUUUUUUUCUUACAUGCAACUUUAUAUGUAUAAUUGAGUCCAGACCAAGGACAGUAUCUGUGUGUUCUUGUAUCAUAUGUAACUAUUUGAUAAUAAAGAUUUCGGUAUUUCAUUAAAAA
Brassica napus (rape) is the source of this 1123-nucleotide messenger RNA. RefSeq names its product probable aquaporin TIP3-2. The transcript has 3 exons. Gene Ontology annotation, cellular component: membrane. Gene Ontology annotation, biological process: transmembrane transport; water transport. NCBI's taxonomy places the organism in Eukaryota, Viridiplantae, Streptophyta, Magnoliopsida, Brassicales, Brassicaceae. The coding region runs from base 120 to 923 and encodes 267 amino acids. The record is from RefSeq and is a predicted model, not a curated record. Gene Ontology annotation, molecular function: water channel activity.